AUGGCUUCUUCUAGUACCACUUCAGGCAUGCAGAAAGCCAAAUUUUCGGCCGAAAGCAAGCUGAAGAGGAUGGCAUCGAAUCGCGAAUCAGCGAAGCGAUCACGAAUAAGAAAACAAAGACAUUUGAAUGACCUGACGACACAGGUGAGUCAGCUGGAGAGUAAGAACAAUGUUAUACGGACAAACAUGAGUAUGACUCAUCAGAUGCAUGUUACAUUAGAAGCUGAGAACUCGGUUCUUAGGGCUCAGCUAGCUGAGUUAAGUCAGAGGUUGGAGUCUCUUAAUCAGAUUAUGGAUUGUUUCAACUCUAACAAUCAUGUUGUGCCAACAAAUGAUGGUGAUUCGCAGAUGCUUGGUGAUGAUGAUUAUUUUAUGGAUAUAUGGAAUAUAGUACCACUCGGUCUAUCCAUCGAAGCUUCUGCCGAUGUGUUUAUGUAA
This is a messenger RNA of Daucus carota subsp. sativus, 438 nucleotides long. Its product is annotated as bZIP transcription factor 11. Gene Ontology annotation, biological process: positive regulation of DNA-templated transcription. The coding region runs from base 1 to 438 and encodes 145 amino acids. NCBI's taxonomy places the organism in Eukaryota, Viridiplantae, Streptophyta, Magnoliopsida, Apiales, Apiaceae. The transcript has a single exon. Gene Ontology annotation, cellular component: nucleus. The record is from RefSeq and is a predicted model, not a curated record. Gene Ontology annotation, molecular function: transcription cis-regulatory region binding; DNA-binding transcription factor activity.